CCCGCCAUGAGCUCCGUCUACAACCUCGAGCCCCAGCCGACCGCCAAGGUCCUCCUCCAGACCACUUCCGGCGAUAUCGAAAUCGAGCUCUUCGCGAAGCAGACCCCGAUUACCUCGCGAAACUUCAUACAGCUCUGUCUCGAUGGCUACUACGAUGGCACAAUAUUCCACCGCCUGGUCCCAGGCUUCAUCAUCCAGGGCGGCGAUCCAACUGGAACGGGAUCUGGAGGGGAGAGUAGCUACGAUGGCGAGCCGUUCGUGGACGAGUAUCACAGCAGGCUGAAGUAUAACAGGCGAGGUCUGCUGGGGAUGGCCAACUCAGGGAAAAAGGAUGAUAAUGGCAGUCAAUUCUUUCUCACGCUGGGCAACACGCCCGAGCUUACUGGGAAGAAUACUUUCUUUGGGCGCGUGGCAGGAGACACAAUCUACAAUUUGAUGAAGAUGGGAGAGGCGGACCUGGCAGAGGAGGGAGGGGACAGGCCGCUAUAUCCCACCAAAAUCACAGGCACAGAGAUACUGGUCAACCCUUUUGAGGGCAUGGAGAAGAGGAUCAAGACAGCAAAGUCUGCUGUAGAGGAGGUUAAGCCAAAGAAGAAGCCGAAGCGGAAGGCUGGAAAAGCCCUUCUUAGUUUCGGCGGAGACGAAGGCGAAGACGACGCACCAGCUCCAAUCGUCAAGAAGGCGAAAUUCAAUCCCAAUCUCGUUGAUACCGGGGAAGUAAACCAGCCCGCGAAGAGGACCGCCCCAACACCAGCCGCUGUGGAACCGACGAAAGAAAUCCCCAUUCGACGACCAACACCCGCCUCUCCCUCUCCUGCUCCGCCUUCAGCUCCGGCACGGGCAUCGAAACCGAACUCCCCUCCUCGGAAAGUGAAACCACGAUCCCCAUCGCGAUCUCCCUCCCCAGAAUCGCGUCAGGCCGCCCUCCUCGCCCGAACAAACGCACAAAUCGCCGAGCUCAAGGCUUCUAUGAAACGUACGACCGCUACCUCCGCAGCUGCAGCUCCGAAGAAGAAGUCCGCGCUCGAGGCAUUAAUACCUGAGACAUCAGUGCGUGCGCGUAAGAGGCGGCCAGGAGCCACGAACGCGGAGACGGACAAGGAUACUUUGGCGCUACUAGAUGCUUUCAAAGCGAAGCUGGAAUCUGCGCCUGCGGUGGAGAAACACCCACUUCAUAUACCGGCUGCGGAAAAUGGAGCUAGCAAUGGCGACCACGCUCCACUGAAUGGAAAAUCGGUGCCUGCGCCCGAGGACGAUGAUGAAAAGACGUGCGAUCUACACUUCAUUGUGGGCUGCCAAUCCUGCACAGCGUGGGACGCGCAACAGGAGGAAGAGUCGGAAGACGAUGAUGGGUGGAUGAGCCACGCGUUGAGUUUCGCCAAAGACAGGCUUGGGAAGGAUCUCGAGUGGAAGCGGAAAAACGAGGAGGAGCUCGUGGUCAUCGACCCGAGGGAGAAAGCGAAAGAGAUCAAAAAGGGGAGAAAAGGUAAGGAGAAGAGGUAGAGCGGUUUGUCGAUUCGCGCCGUAUGCCAUUCAAAUAAUAAUAAAACCUCGCAUCUGCAUAAUUCCUAGUGCCACGUAAGUCCGACUUCGCACAUCUUUCGAUUCGGGGUAUGAAAUCUUGCCCAAGAAGCCAGGUUUGUCCUCACGAAGGUAUAGCAGCACC
Molecule: messenger RNA, 1666 nt
Organism: Mytilinidion resinicola
Lineage: Eukaryota; Fungi; Ascomycota; Dothideomycetes; Mytilinidiales; Mytilinidiaceae
Product: cyclophilin-like protein
Exons: 2
Coding region: 7-1503 (498 amino acids)
Biological process (GO): protein folding; protein peptidyl-prolyl isomerization
Cellular component (GO): catalytic step 2 spliceosome
Molecular function (GO): peptidyl-prolyl cis-trans isomerase activity
Source: RefSeq, a predicted model, not a curated record